Molecule: messenger RNA, 7705 nt
Organism: Tribolium madens (black flour beetle)
Lineage: Eukaryota; Metazoa; Arthropoda; Insecta; Coleoptera; Tenebrionidae
Product: bromodomain adjacent to zinc finger domain protein 2B-like
Exons: 26
Coding region: 400-7014 (2204 amino acids)
Molecular function (GO): DNA binding; protein binding
Source: RefSeq, a predicted model, not a curated record
AAUCGGACUGACACCAAGCCUAGGUCCGGCCAUCUUGUGACGGCAAGCGCUCUCGUCCGCAAAACAUCCCCCGAUUCGCGAAAUUCAACGCGAUAACGCGACCAAAACACCCCAAAAAGUGCCGACGAGUGCCCCCGUGCCAACGCCGACUCCAGCACGUGGUGCACAACACGCAAGAAGCGCCCAAAUCGCGAGCUUCGUUUUUACACAUGAGUGAUACAUUUUUGUGACUGUGAACACUUUCGGAUAAAAACACACUCUAAUUACCACUAAGAAAUGAACGAGUUGCGACGUCUCGUCCCCUAGUCCUAAUUAGGACGCCCACCAUCAAAAUGGGCUGAAGCCACUUUCUUGGAGGCAGCAGUUCCAAAAUUCCAAAAAUAGCAUAGCAAAUUGGAAAUGGAUAAAGAAAAUGGUAAGGGCGCCGAAGGUAAUUCAGGUUCCAGCAAAGUGUCAAAUCCCAGCGAUCCGACGCCUUUACUCGAUGCAGCCAGUCUCUUUGGAGCUUACUGGCCACGGGGCGAUGCGAAUUCGGCCAACGCUGCUAAUCUCUUCGGGGGCGGUUUUGGGCUGCCGCCCCAUCCGUCGCUGCCUUUCGGGAUGUUACCACCAACGACCGGACGCGGCGGAAUGCCGUCUUAUCCGACCUCCACGGCGGCGGCGGCCGCCUUCAGCAACGCCUACACCAACACCCUCUCGGUGGCGGCGAGCCAAGCCGCCAGUUUAGGAAUACCGGCUGCAAGCGCCGCGUGGUGGUCGAUGGCGUCCCAUCUGGCAGCUCAGGAUUACCUGGCGCGUCUUCAAGCCACCGGUUUGAACUUCCCUCUGGGCAGCCCCGCCGAUCUGCAGUACGCCUCAUUAGGCCUACCGCCGCCGUCUCACCACAAGUCCAAGGGCUCGAAAAGCGUCGCGCCCUUACCCAAAGCCAAGGACACUCUUGAUGGACGCUUGGACGCCAACUCGUCGAUGCCGAACUCCAAACCCAAGUACCCGGGGGCCGGUCUCAGCAUCCAGAGUAUGAAAUUGCCCAGCGAUAAAAAGGCAAAAGUGAACGAUUUGAACUAUCUGAAACCGAUGGACAAGAAGACGAGUGUCAGUUCGAGUGCGAAAGUGACGACGUCGUCGCCGAGUAUUUUCACCAGCCCUUUGAGUCUGGCCAGUAAUUUCGACAAAAGUGCGAACACAAUUAGUACUCAAAGUUCUAGUGAUAGUGGGACACCCACCUCUAGCAUACUCAGCGCCGCCCUUGAAGGAAACAGUGAUCCGAAUUCGAUUCUUGGUGGCGUUCGUUUACCUCCCGAUACCGAGAUUAUUAAAUAUACCUCAUCCAUUGUUGGGCCUAAGAUACCAGGAACGACGAAUCGAGGUCGGAAAAAAACCAUUUCCUUAGACCCACCCUCGGUUAGCGUGCAUCCAUCGCAUUCUAGCACUGGAAUGUUGAUUGAACGUAGCAAUAAACGUCCAAAACUAACAGAUCAGCAAGAUGUUGGUUCGCCACCGUCUUCAGCCAAUGAUAGAGUCGAAGUUAUUAAAUUACCGGCGACCAAUGGGAGUCCUUCGGGGAUUUCUGUACCUUCGUUCAACAGUAGUGAAAGCACAGGCGAUACUCCAUUGAAUCUGUCAUUGAAACCGAGCACCUCGACGAAUACCACAGCCAGUUCCUCGCUGAAUUCGCUCUGUAACAUGUCUGCCAAUAUUGGAGUAGAUAGAAUAUCUCGUCGCAAGCCGGGUCCGAAGCCCCGACGUGUAGUUCCCUCCGGUGGGCAGAUGCCUCCGGGUGCCCCUAGCGCUUCCUUGGCGCAACUUUUCGCCACCGCCGAUUCUCCGAGACCACCUAGUCGUAAUGAAGGCUCGGACGGCGGCAGUUCGACAUCGUCUACUUGUACCACUACCGCUCCCACCACCGCCUGCACCACAGUUCCUUCCAUAAGCAAUCACAAAGAAGGCCGGCCGAGAAAUCUCGGUCGGGGCGUCAGUAAACCAAAAAAGAAUACUGUAGCAUCACUUUUAGCACAAAGUAGGGCAUUAGGUAUCAAACCUAUGCCUAUUUUGGAUCCGAAUGCUUCAAUGAAUCAACAGAUGAAUCUAUUGAAGUCGAAUAUAUUGGCUGCACAGCAGUAUAUUUCUGAAGCAGGUGGUGACGAAAAAGCUUUAAAUAAAUUUUUGCAGGAAAAAUUCAGGGGUACUUUAAGUGAUUCUAGUACUGUUGAUGCCUCAACUGAUUCUGAUAACCUUACUGAUUCUAAUCACACAGAUUCAGAAAUGGAGAUCGAAGUCGCCACGAAGAAACAAAAACAGUACGACGAACGAGCCUUAAGAGUGCCCCUGGAGAAAGGGUGGAAGCGGGAGACGGUCAUCCGAGGACUGACGAAGAGCGGCGGCAUCAAGGGCGACGUCACCUACGUUGCACCUGAUUCUGCAAAUAAAUUCAAACAAAUGUCAGAUGUCACGCAGUAUUUGGAGUAUCAGAAGAGCACAGAGUUCACCAAGGAAAACUUCACCUUCAGUUGUCGGGUCAUCUUGGGAGACUACCUCCAGCCGGUCCCACCGGAAAUGGCAGCGGAAGCAGGAGAAUACAUCCAUCUCACUGAAGAGGACGUCAACAGAAGACUAGAAGAACUGAAGUCAGCCAUGAGGACAAGUCUUCCCGUGGAGCAGCGAAUAGAAAUGGCUCGAAAGCAGCAAGCAGCUCGUGCAGCAGCGAGGAUGGACCGCGAGCAAGCACGUCUAGCGAAAGAAAUUGAAAGGUCAGAACGUCAAGAAGCAGCUCGUAGAGACCGCGAAGCCCGAUCUCAACAACUCUUGGAGGGUCGAAAACGGCUAGCGUUCACGCUCGAACAGAAAAUACAGAUAAUAUCGGAAAUCGAAGGUGGAAAAACGAAAUCGGACGUGUCUCGAGAGCUCGGUUUGGCUAGUUCGACUGUAGCGACGAUAUGGAAGAAUCGUGAUAAUAUAAUAAACGCCUAUAGCUCUGAAAAUUUGGGACGCAGUCACAGUCCCAAUAAUAACGAUUUGUUCAUUCCUGAUAUUGCGAUGGCUAAAAGAAAACGCCAAGAGGAACUCGAGAAACACAGACACGAGGAACAACAACGAAAACAACAGGAGAGAGAAUUCAAAAGACAACAAGCCGCCAUAUUAAAAGAACAGAUGUACAUACAGGAGAUCAGUAAACAGCGAGAAAUGCUCUACACUGUUGAGUUGGAGCGCGAAAGGCGUCGCCAACACAUGGCUCUAGUGAAAGCUUUGGAAAAUCGUCGAAAACUCGAGGAACGCGAACGCAAAAAGCAGCAACUUUUGGCGGAAAAACAAGCGAACAAAGAGAAGAAAAUGGAACAACGAAAAAUGGAAAUGGAAAUUCUCUCUGAACUGCGAAAACCGUGCGAAGAUUUGGAACUCGAUCAGAAACCGUUACCGGAAUACGAGCGAAUUCCAGGUUUGAAAUUGCCUGGAAAAGCUUUUGCCGAUAUCCUGAUGGUGUUUGAAUUUUUGCACAAUUUUGGCGAAACGUUGGGAUUCGAUAUGGAGUCACUUCCGACUUUAGAUUCGCUCCAGCAAGCUUUAAUGCCUAAUGAGCACUCUUCCGAAGCCGAAGAAGAGCUUUUUUCUGUGAUGACACAUUUGCUAGUCUGCGCUAUUGAAGAUCCCGGAAUUCCAAAUCCAGCACGUCAUACGACAAUACUGGGACAAAGUCUGAGACAGGCCGACAUAACUCAUGCGAAUUUAUCGGAAAUUUUACGAAUUUAUCUCUACGCUAAUGCGACAGGCGAAGUUAAAGCUUUAACGGGGGUGCAUUUUGAAAGGGAUCGAGAGAAACGAGUGGCCGAUCAUCAUCAGAACGACAACGAAAUGCAACAAACUUCUCUUGGAAAAAACUCGCAAUAUUACGAAUUAUUGCAUGAGAACGACACGUGGAAAAUGUCCGAUAUGUUGAAAGAUAAGCCGUUUAUGGCGCUUUCACCGACAUGUAAAGCCGAGAUUUUAGCAUUUUUGUGUAACGAAUUGUUGCAAAAUAAAGCCGUGAUUAGACAGAUAGAGAGUUCGUUGGAGAGUGUGGCACAACAGAAGAAGGAAAAGUGGCUCCUUGAUACGAAAAUCCGAAAGUUGAGGAUGUUACACGGGAGAAAAGUGAGGUCGGAAGCAGUUGAAAAGGCCCAAAAUAAAGUUGAUGGAGAGGCUGAAGGGGCGGUAGACUCGCCUUCUUUGCACAAGGAUGACUUAUUAGAUGAUGAGGAAAACGAUAUGAGUGAGAAUGAAAGUGUGGGGACGCAACCCGAAGAGGAGGAGGAUAACAAACUAUCAGGUGAAGAAUUGGGUAAGAAGCUUGAAAAAUUGGUAAAACAGUCGGAGGCCCAAUUGCAAUCUCUAAAUUCGUCCACACAUCAGCUUCGGGCCUCUUGUUUUGGACAAGAUCGCUACUGGAGACGCUACUGGUGUCUGUCUAAAGCUGGUGGUGUUUUCGUAGAAGCCAUGGAAUCUGCAGAACCCGAGGUUUUGCUCGAACAAACUCAAUUCGACCAAUCAACUGAGACGAUAAACAGUUUAAAUGAUAUUAAUAAGUUAAUGAACAACGUUGAAAACAUAAACGACUCUAAUGUCGAUAAAGAAGUGAGCAAUAUUGUCGGCAACAACGAAAGUACCGAAGAGGUCGAGAAAAAUCUAGUAAAAACAACCGAUGAUAAUGAUAACGAACACAGAAAGACCCCAAACCGAUUAGGAGUGUUCGAAAAUGGUGAAAUUUUAGAUAAAAGCGAACGAAAUUUAGCGGAAUUGAGAAAAAGUGUAGACGACAUAGUACAAAACCUUGAACGAAAUAUAGAAAUAGAAAAGGAGAAUAAAUUAAAGCAAGAAUCUCUGAACAAAGUCAACAAUCACGUUGAAGAAAUUAAAACAGAGCCGGUCGAGUCUGAUUCUUUCGCUAAUAAAAAAUUCAACCUUUUCGAAAAACUCGGUCAAUGUAUGGAACGUGAGAACAAAACCGAAGAAGACUUAAAAGCCGAUGUGAAAGCCGAAGUUAAGGAAGAAUUAAAAAAUGAGAUUCUCAACGAAUUAAAAUGUGAUAUAAAAGUCGAGUCCAAGACCGAGGACGAGAAACCAUCCGAAAGUGAGCAUAAAUGGUUCAGUAUUUUAAAUAAAGAGGGCUCUUGCGAGGGUAUUUAUUUAACAGCUGGAAAUCGAUGGGAUAAUGGUGUUGGUGCUUGUACCAGAGAUAACCUCACCGAACUUAAAAUUCCUGUUUUUCCACCACCAGGAGCCAACUCCUCCAAUUAUCACAGUUUGUGUGACAGUCCGGCUCCUCUGCAGAUGACAGCCGAGGAGAGUGCUCAAUUGGAGCACAUUAAGAAACAUGGAAUGCCCAAAUCGUGUGCCAGGAAAUCAGUUCCUGUCGAUAAAAGAUACGGUUGGUGGAGGAUUACAGAUCCGGAUCAGUUGAAAGAGGUUUUGGAUAAUUUGCAUGUGAGAGGGGCAAGAGAACGAGAAUUGAAACGAAACUUUAUAAGUAUCAUGCAGACGAUGUACGAGAGACAGGGAAAAUUUUAUAUCGAAGAAGGGCAAAAGGAUUUGACAGAGUUGGCAAUGGAAGGGAUUGAAAACGUCAAAUUUACGGAUGGUGGGGCUCCAUAUCCCGAUGAACCGGGGUCGUGGAGCCAAUCGAUAGCUCAUCGCGUUGAUUUAUUCCUUUUAGAGCAGGUUGAAGCGCUUGAAGACAAAGUGGCCAGUGCGAGUAUGCAAAUCAAGGGUUGGAAAAUCCCAAAUAGGGACACUCCCGAGAUUCCUCCCAACGAAGUGGUGCCUCUCGUGAGGGAGCGUUUAUCAUCGUUGGAGGUUAACAUCGAACGUCGCUACCUCAAACCUCCAUUAGGAGUAAAGCCUACGUGUAUCAAUAUUGCCAAUGUGGGGGAGCAAAAUUCGACAUCGGGUCAGGAAUCGACGUCCGCCGUUACGAAUCAGCAAGUUUCGGAUCCGAAUGAAAUCCCAAAAGGAUUAGCUGUGUGGAGAGAAGCUGUGAAUAGGGCUCAGACGUCGGCACAGUUGGCCAUGUGUCUUUACUCACUCGAAUCGUCCAUCGCUUGGGACAAGAGUAUCAUGAAAGCUGUGAGCUCUUCUCAUGUCUUUAAUAAAAUGAGAGCCCGCAAAUAUAACAGCAAGCUCAGUAACUGCCAGUUUUGCCACAGUGGGGACAACGAAGAUAAACUUUUGUUGUGUGAUGGUUGCGAUAAGGGCUACCACACGUACUGCUUUAAACCGAAAAUGGAAAAUAUUCCUGAUGGUGACUGGUAUUGCUACGAGUGCAUGAACAAGGCGACAGGCGAGCGUAAUUGCAUCGUUUGUGGUAAGAAAUCGUCGACGUCUGGUACUCGACUGAUAUUAUGCGAACUGUGUCCUCGCGCCUACCACACCGACUGCAUUCAUCCCAUGAUGCACAAAGUUCCUCGCGGAAAAUGGUACUGUUCCAAAUGCAUAUCGAAGAAACCUCAAAAAAAGACUAUGCGUAAGAACCAUGCAAAGUGUAACAAGGACAGCGAACUGUCCGACCAUCCUCCUUCUAGUCCCGCACCGUCUCAUAGUUCCGUUACGACGAACGAAGAAACAACGAAUUGCAACCAAAGCGACGUCUCUAAUUCGAGUCUCGGCAAUGCAGGCUCUCCGUCCACGCAAACUUCCAAAAAGGAUCGCAUCUCGAAGAAAUUACUCAAAGAACUCGCACCGUGUAAGACAAUUUUAGAAGAUUUGGAAUGCCACGAUGAUGCGUGGCCCUUUUUACUUCCGGUGAAUACGAAGCAAUUUCCAACUUAUAAGAAAAUCAUCAAAACUCCUAUGGAUUUGUCAACUAUCAAGAAAAAAUUGUACGAUGUGAGUUAUAAAUCAAAAGAGGAAUUCGUUUUGGAUGUGAGACAGAUUUUCAACAACUGCGAAGUGUUUAAUGAGGACGAUAGUCCUGUCGGUAAAGCAGGUCACUGCAUGCGUCAGUUUUUCGAAGCUCGGUGGAACGAGUUGAGUAUUUCAAAUAGUUGAGGACUACUUUAUCCCAAAAGACCUUACCAUCGAAGAAUGAGGCCCCCGGAAAACAGUGUUUAAAAUUUCGAUGAGGUGUGAUUUAAAAAAAUGAUUUUUUCGAUUGUAUUACUGCGAAAACAAAAACAGUACAGGUAUUUCCAGUGUGUGAUAUUGACUUUAAAAAUGUAUACUUGAGCUUUUUAUCGUUCAGAAAUUGUAAUUAUUUGAAUGCAAUUAAAAAAUCUUGGAUUUGCGCAUCACUUGACUUAAAAAGAAUGUGAUUUUUAGUUGGUUUCUCAAUUUGUAUUAAUUUGUAUUUUUGAUAAUUAUGUAUUUUUUUAUUUAAUUAUUUAUUUAGGAUAAUUUUUUGGUUCAUUAAAUGUUCAGUGGUUUUUAUUUAUUUAUUUUCUAACUCAAUUUUCAGUUUCUUGUCUUGAAGUUGCAGUGAAAUAGAAGAGUAAGAGUUUGUAUAAAAUGUAAAGAAAUUUCUUCACAUACUUGCAUCGCUCAACCUUAAAUUAAAUGUCUCUCUAGCCUAUUACAAAAUGUUUUUAUGUAAGCUGAACAUAGUUCUCAAAAGGAAAGGAUGUAUUAAUAAAUAAUGUGUUUGGUAGGCUAGUUCUCUGCAGCGCUAAACUGCAACUCAUAGAACUAGGUUAUGUAUUUUAAUGUAAGAUAUUUAUAUUAAUUAUAUUUACUUAUAAAUGUC